AGAGGCACGGCCGCGGCACUCACGGCUAUUCGGAUGGCGGCUCGUACGACGGGGAGUGGGCGAAGGGCAAGAAACACGGUCGGGGCAACUACAGCUAUGCGGACGGCAGCUCGUACGUCGGGGAGUUUGCGAGAGGCAAGAGGCACGGCCGUGGCAAGUACGGCUACACGGACGGCUGCUCGUACGAUGGGGAGUUCGAGGACGGCAACAGACACGGUCGGGGCAAGUACAGCUACCCGGAUGGCGGCUCGUACGAAGGGGAGUUCGUGGGGGGCAAGCGGCAUGGCCAGGGCACGUUCAGCUAUCCGGACGGCCGCUCUUACGUCGGGGAGUGGGCGGAGGACGAGAAGCACGGCCGGGGCACGGACAGGGAAAGGGUGGAGACCGUGAAGCACGGCCAGGGCGCCGGCGGCCGCGGCGUCUCGUACAUGGGGGAGUUUGCGAAGGGCAAGCGGCACGGCCGGGGCACGUUCCGCUCCCCGGACGGCGCCUCGUACGACGGGGAGUGGAGGGAGGACAAGAAGCACGGCCAGGGCACGGACAGCUACCCGAGCGGCGCCUCGUACGGCGGGCAGUGGUCGGAGGGCAAGCGCCACGGCCGGGGCACGUACAGCUACCCCGACGGCACGUCCUACGACGGGGAGUGGGCAGAGGACGUGAAGCACGGCCAGGGCAUACUGAGCUUUCUGGACGGCGCCUCGUACGAUGGGGAGUUUGCCGGGGGCAAGCAGCACGGCGAGGGGACGUACACCUACCCGGGCGCCUGUGGGUCGUACGACGGGGAGUGGCGGGGGGGCAAGAGGCACGGCCAGGGCACGCUGAGUUUUCUGGUGCCCGGCGAUUUCGAGCGCGGCGCCGCCGACGGCGGCUCGUACGACGGAGAGUGGGCGGAGGACCUGAAGCACGGCCGCGGCGCAUUCAGCUACCCGGACGGCGGCUCGUACGACGGGGAGUGGGCGGAGGACAAAAGGCACGGUCGGGGCACUUUCACCAACCCGGACGGCGGCUGCUACGAGGGGGAGUGGGCAGAGGACAUGCAGCACGGCCGUGGCACCCUGAGCCUCCCAGACGGCAGCGCGUACGAGGGAGCGUGGGCGGAGGACGCGAAGCACGGCCAGGGCACGCUGAGCCUCUCGGACGGCACUCGUUACGAGGGGCAGUGGGCGGAUGGCCGGAUGCACGGCCAGGGCUCGUGCAGCUACCCGGACGGCGGCUCGUACGCGGGGCAGUGGGCGGACCACCAGAAGCACGGCCAAGGCGCCUUCAUCUUUCCGAGCGGCGCCUCGUACGACGGGCAGUGGAGGUGGGGCAAGCGGCAUGGCCGGGGCACGCACACCUUCAUGGACGGCGGCUCGUACGAGGGGCAGUUCGCGGACGACAGGCAGCACGGCCGGGGCACGCGUUUCCUCGCGAACGGCAGCCGCGCGCCGUGCGCGUACGAGCACGGCGAGCUCCGGUCGGCCCCGCUGCUGGGCUCCUGCGCCCCCUGCGUCCUCGCCUGAGCGGCGGUCUCGCGCUGAGGAGCUGCCUUGCCGCCGCCCGCUUCCACAUCCGUCUGAAGCGACCGUGCGAGUGCUUCGGGGCUCAGGCGCAUUACUGCGCGCUUGCCAGGGUGGAAGUGGGCGAGCAAUGACCUGGAAUAUGUACGUGUUUGAUCGAGAGGAUGGACAAGCUGCUGGGCAACACUGCGGAGGAACCGCGCUUUCUCGGGCGCGCGAUCUUGACGGACUUCGCGAAGCUCACGAACACGUGCGGCGAGCAGCUCUGGGGCGCCUUGGUCGCGAGCAACAGCAUCGCGGCCGAUCUGGACAGCGUCGAGCAGAGCAGCAAUAUCUUGAUUCACUGAUGGACUGCCACCAAUGGCGCUGGCACAUCGAGAACAACAAGAAGCAGGCGCCGACCUGAUCGGCAUGAGCGCCGAUGUUCGAUCAAGUAUUGCCAUUCUACAUUUCGUCCUCGCCCGACUCUGAUAUACUCGCCCUCGUUCUAUCUGCCCCGAUUUCCCUCUCGCACCCCGCCGCCCCGUGUCGGCAGGGCAUAGGGGCGGCCAGUAGCUCUGGCGACCGAUGCGGGCUAAAUGAUGUCAGUGUGCGGCCCAAUGGACCUGCGGGGAUGGACGGGGCCAUUCCCAGCAGCGCAGCAGCGACAGGAGCCUCUCGACGGAGGGGGCCUGCAGUGUGUGUGUGUGUGUGUGUGUGGUGGG
Molecule: messenger RNA, 2203 nt
Organism: Prorocentrum cordatum
Lineage: Eukaryota; Dinophyceae; Prorocentrales; Prorocentraceae
Source: the annotation of a GenBank genome assembly